AACUCCUGAGCUCAAACGAUCCUCCUGCCUUGGCCUCCCAGAGUGCUAGGAUUACAGGUGUGAGCCACCACGCCUGGUCGCUAAAUUCUUAUAUUCUAGUAACUUACCUGUUGACUCUUUGACUUUUGUAUCAUCUCUAAAUAACGACAAUUUUAUUUCUUCCUUUCAAAUCUUAAUAGACCCUUUUUCUUCUUGUCUUAACUGCCCUGGCCAGGACCUGCGGUACAAUUUGAACCAUACUGGAAGUGGUGACAGUGGGAAUCCUUGUCAUGAUUCCGUUCUCACAGGGAAAGCUUUCAACACUGCACCACUACAUGUGAUGUUGUCAUGGGUUUUGCAGCUACUCUUUGUCAGGGCAAGGAAGUCUCCCUGCAUUCUUAGGUUGCUAAGAGUUUUUCUUACGAAUGGAUCCUAAAUUUUAUCUGCAAGCAUAGAGAAAACAGUAGGUCUUCUUUUUGCUGUUAAAGUGAUAGGUUAUGCUGAGUUUUGCAAUACUGAAUGGUUCCUGCACGCCUAGGGGACACGCGGCUUGACUGUACUGUAUUGUCUUCUGUAUGUUUUGCCAGAUCCAGUUUGUUACUCGUAGGACUUUGCAUGUGGUUUUCACAAAGGAGAUUGCUCUGUGCUUUCUCACAUUUUCCUCACCAGGUGUUGGCAUCACAGAUCCAGUUGGGAUACGACUGCCUCACAGAAGGCGUUGGGUAGCUCCCUCUUCUAUGGUCUCCUGCGUUUGGGUUCACUGGGGACAGAGCCCCACCAGGGAGCCGGAGGUGGGCGUUCUCCUGGCCCUGCCACCAAUGCACUGUGCGGCCCCAGACUUGGCCUCCCUGGGCUUCAGUUUCCACAAGUCUAGGAAAGACCCCAGAUCCUGUACCCUAGGAGCUGGCCCCUUGCUGGCUCGCGGGUGUAGCCCUUUCCUGCUGGGCAGGGUCCUGGGGGAAGGGGACAGGGAGAGGAGCGGGACUGGGAGGGGCAGCCCCCUGUGCCUCUGCCCUGUGCUCUUCGCCCCAGCGGCCCAGGGUCCGGCGCUCCACACCCUGGCGGGGGACUGGGAAAAUCACCACGCAGAACCAGGGGAAACCUGCACCAAGCAAGCGUCCCGCAACGGCGAUGACCCCAAAGGAAGCACGUCCCAGACGACACGCCUGACCCUGGAAGCAGCCUGGUGUCCGCCGUCCUGCCCCCCAGCCCCAGCUCGGUGGACUGCACCAGCCCGGGACCCCCACUUCCACUUCCUCUCCAACUUGGAAACCCCCGACGUCUGUCCUCUGAGCUGCCCGCCCUCGUUGUGUCUGAGGACCCCAGGGCUUUGCACCUGCCUCUCCCUCUGCCACUCCAGCUCCAGUGUCUCCUUGAAAACACCCCACUGCACCUGGCCCAGCACGGCUCGCCUCUCACUCUGGCUCCUCAGGGUCUCACCUACUGAGCUCAGGGUGUGUGUGUUGAUCUCAGGUUCGUGUUCGGGGCUGAGCCAGCCCUUUGCAGGGGUCAGCCACCUGUGACUCAUCUUUGGGCCCCCUCCCCUGGGCCCCUGCCCACCCCACAGUGAGCACUGGGACCCCGAGGGGGAGACUGGAGGGAAGGAGAGGCAGCAGCUAGCACAGUCUCCCUCCUCCUAUGGCCAGGCCACUGCUGGACCGUCUUGCAGACUUCGCAGGUAAUUCUGCCAAGAGCCCAUUUCACAGAUGGGGAGCCUGGCUGGUGGAAAGGCAGUGGUGCCCUCCCUCUGUCUGGCAGUUGGCAAGUGGUGCAGGAGGGAUUCCAACCAGCCUGGUCACCUUGCUCUCCAGGAAACAUUUCCAGGGUGCCUUGGGGAAAAGGGCCUCUGCAGAGGCCAGGGUGAUGGAGGUUGAUGGCCUAUUGUCAGAAUAAGCCCAUGCCCUCUGAAGGAGACU
This is a messenger RNA of Lemur catta (Ring-tailed lemur), 1895 nucleotides long. RefSeq lists its product as uncharacterized. NCBI's taxonomy places the organism in Eukaryota, Metazoa, Chordata, Mammalia, Primates, Lemuridae. The transcript is spliced from 5 exons. Bases 555 to 1502 code for a protein of 315 amino acids. The record is from RefSeq and is a predicted model, not a curated record.